Molecule: messenger RNA, 4043 nt
Organism: Bombus terrestris (buff-tailed bumblebee)
Lineage: Eukaryota; Metazoa; Arthropoda; Insecta; Hymenoptera; Apidae
Product: protein roadkill
Exons: 7
Coding region: 2688-3842 (384 amino acids)
Biological process (GO): proteasome-mediated ubiquitin-dependent protein catabolic process; regulation of proteolysis
Cellular component (GO): nucleus; cytoplasm
Molecular function (GO): ubiquitin protein ligase binding
Source: RefSeq, a predicted model, not a curated record
UAAAUAUUACAUUCAAAUAGUAAAAGUAAAUAAUUAUUAACAAAAUACGUAUCAUGACCCGUGUAACGGGGAAAAAUUUUAUUUAGUUGCCAGUAAAAAAAAAAAGAAUUAACUGCAAAUCAAGUUGCAAUUAAAAUGAAAUAUUCUCAUUGCUUGAUCCUUAAUUUCCCAACAGAGUAUUGGCGAUUGCGGGUCCAAUAAGUGCGACGUUACACGAAGCGUAACGUAACAAAUAUGUUGAUAAAUUGCCAGCAAGAAGAGAAUCGUAUGCCAGCAGCAUGCUCGUUCGUUUUCAAACGUUUAAUGUUUCUGUCUCGUUAAAUAAUUUUUCACAAGAGACGUAGACUUUUUAAACAAUUUUCUAUUCUUUACACGAUGUAAAUGCCAUUCUUUUCAUACUGUUCGUACUACGUACAAUUUUGCUUGCGCUAAUUUUGUGCUAGUUACCGCGAUUACACGGGGCAGCCAGAGCGAGUACAAACAGCGUGCAAAUAUUUAUGUUAGAAUGCGUGUCGCUGACAAUGUCGACAAUACUGAUUUAUGUAGCAUCUGUACACGAUACAUCGAUAGCGAGCCUUCGAAUCACGUUCCAUUGAUUAAAAUUACAAUUUCAGUCAGCGUGUAAUUUAAACAAAGCGUGUAUUCUAUUCACAGCUUCCUAAAUAUAAAAGUCAGCGCUUUACUAUCUUGAAGCUAAAUCCCUGCGAUUCGCAGUUCCACGAUUUAUAACGUAGAAAUCGUCGAACUGGAAUCUCCGGAUCUCCGAACGUUUCAAUGAAAUCUCGCGACCUGCGGAUGAUCAAAUCUGUAUCCUGCAUUCGUUUUUAUUAAUUUUAUGGGCAUACGAGUAUCAAUGGUCGAGGAGAAGAAAAAGGGGAACGUCAAGUUUCUCAAAAAACGAAGAUCUAUUUUCAUCGUGUAAUGUCUUCGUAUUUCCUCGUGUAUGGAAAUAAAACCUCACUUUAUCCUUCAUUUUAUUCUGCGUCAUUUUCUAUUUUUACUUGAUAAUUUUAAGCAAUAUAUAACUGAGGAAACUCUAAAAAAUCGAACAUCACUUUUUCCUUGUACACCUCAAUUUCGUACAACUAGCGUAUCCGUUGCUAAGGAACGCGUAUGAGAAAAUUCCUUAAAAUGAACAUUUUAACCGUGUACCAUUCGUAUACUAAAUAUAGCUGGAAAAAUAAUUUUUUAAAAUUCUUUUCCUGAUCGCAAAACCAUCGUGCCAAUCCCAUCAAGACGAACACCUGUUUCUUCUUUUUCGUUUCUCGGGAACGUUUGAAUCGCGAAAUAAUUAAAGGAUGAAAAUGAACGAUCAAUCAUACGCUCUCUCGUUAUAUUUUCCCUUGCAACGUACGAUAUACCCUGGUUUCGUUCUCGCCCCAAUUGCCCGCAACUUUUACGUAACAGCGAUUCUUUAUGCAAUUACCAUUAACCCUGUUUCAUAGGCAGAAUUCAGUUGGAAUUCGAGGGUUGAUAGAGCUAUCAUCGCACGAAACAAAGGUGUGCGUGGAACAACCCCAUUUAACGAGGCUGAAGCACUUUCAGGACGUCUUGUUCCAUUUAUAAACGGUACGAUACAAGUGUACGCUGUACACGUGCGAGAAGAUGAAGUGGACGACGAACGUAGACCCUCGGCAAUGGUCAGAGGAUCUCUCAGUCGUUUCACGAUCAUCGUGCAGAACGAUAUCCUCGCACAAAGUAAAAAGAAAAAGGGGGAGAAAAAAGAAAGAGAGAAGAGGAGGGAAGUGUGCAAGCAAACCGAUCAUUUUUAUUUCCCUGCAGCCAGAACGACCGGUGAUCGAACGCGAUACCACGACAGUGGCGAUUGAAAAAGUUACGAAAUUUUUUGAUAUUCUGUUUAUUUAAAAAAUUGGAAAAAUUGAUAGAUAGUAAAAGGGAGAGGGAUCCAAAAAUGGGAAGACAUUGGUGAACUUUGAAAUAAUCUAUGCCUCUCCUUUCGUUUUUUACUGAUCUCAUCCAACGGAUAAAUAAAUAUUCAAAGUAAUAUAAGAACAAAGUGAACGCGUACGAGACGUCGAGUGGAAAGUGGAAAAGUGAACUCGCGAUUUCGCGCUGGCACGAAAGGCUCUUGCUAGCUCCAUGCACUUUACGCUCUAUGCAUUAAUGAACGUGAUAAUAGACGCGUGCGUUAUAUUUACGUGGUCUCAUCGCGUCUCUCAUUGCCGAGAAUUUUUCUGGACGCGUUCGAGGUAUGACGAAAGUUCGCGGAACUCCUUUCAAGCCGGUAAUUUUAGAGAAUGAUAGCGGCUACAUUGACGCAAUUCGAUCGUUCCUUUCAAAGUUCUAAAAUUAAUAAAAUCGAUAAAACUAUAGAAGAUAAUAUACUCUAAAAAUACAAUAAAUCCGACCGCAACGAUAUAUUCAAAGUAAUCCUCGUAAAUAGAUCGCGGCAGUUUAUCCAUCUAUUGGAAGAUGUGCAGAAAUGGACGAAAUGGACAGGAUGCGCAAAAAUACAUAUUCGUAGCGCACUCGUAAGUGGACAAUGGCUGUGUGCACGUGAAAUGGAAGGAAAAAUCGGAGCAUCUUCGCAAUGCCCCGAACGAUCAGAAUGGGAAUAGAUUCCGCUGCGGGGUAGCAAUCGAAUGUGAAUUUAAUCAAUCUGACCGAAUACCGGGGCUCGUAUCGCGUGCCGAGAAACAGCUAAUCACCGGCACAACCUCGAAGUAAUGCACACACGAUGGUUUUCGAGUUGGAAUUACCGCGGUGCCGACAGUCUUCGGUUACACGCGACACGACGGCUUUCGAGGGCAAAUCCGGUCGACGAGUGCCUGGUUGCCAGAAAGCCGCAGACCACUUUGAAACGCUUUAACGCUUUCUAUUUCCGUUCUACUCGCCUCGUCGUUCUCCUAUCAGGCAAACGAAUGAUAAACCCGAUGGUAUUGUGCCUGAACAUGUUGAACUGCACCGUAGAUGAAGCGGAACAAGCGAAGAUACGAUUUCAAUUUGCAGUUUUCAAUGCUGACGUUAAACACUGGGAGUACUGUCACGUUAGCAGGACAAUACUUGAGCUGAAAUCAUACACGGACAUCAUUUCCUUGGGAUACAGGGACUUGUCCAUCGCCGACAGGCAUUUAAAGAAGAACGGCGAGGUGAUGUUAAUGGUUAAGAUACAGAUAAUCCAUUACGAAAGCGAGAAACACCACUUGUCGCAGGAUAUGGCAAGAUUAUUAAAGCAUUCGUAUGGCGCAGACACCAAGUUGACUUGCGGGGGUUUGAAUAAAAUGGAAAUUCCAGUUCACAGCAACAUAUUGGCUGCUCGUAGCAACGUUCUCGCUGAAAUGAUUUCGCCCAUAAGAGAAUUGAAUAACAGGAAAAGCUCGAAAUCGGAUACCGCAGAAGAUAAGAUAUCGGACAUGAGAGAAUUAGAAGAAGAUAUAAUCGACAAAGGAAACGAAAGUUCCAAUAAUCAUUAUGUGUAUGCUCUGAAUUUACUGGAUCUUAGCAAAGAAGUGACAGAAGAAUUGUUACGAUACAUUUAUAGCGAUCACGUUGAUAAUUUGGAUAUUUUCGCUCAGGAACUUUUAUCUUUGGCUGAACGCUUUUGCCUACAAGGGUUAAAAGAACUCUGCGAAAGAAAUCUUAUCGAAACGAUAACUCCAGAAAAUGUAGCUAGCAGACUUUUGGUUGCAGACGAGUUUGGCUGUGAUGCGCUUAAAAGAGCGAGUUUGGCAUAUUGCGAGAAAAAUAUAACGAUGCUCAACAAAAGCUUAGCAUGGAAAAUGAUGGAACAAACAAACCCAGAAUUAUUCAAUGAAGUUUGUGAAGCUGGUAUUAGCAGUUCAAGAUCAAGUAACAUAGAUGAUAGUGAAUUAAGCAAUUGAAGUCUCCCUUUCUUCAUGUAUAAGCAAUUUAGUAAUUAAUUGUGAAAUGUUAUAAAUGUCAGUCAAUGGUUUUAUAGUUUUCAAAAGGAUAAAUCAAGAUAUGAUAUAAAUUCUAUAGAAAGUUCGAUUACUUAUAAAAUACUGUUGAAAAUAUAUAAUUCCAACGAAUAACUUUAAUAAAGAACGUUUUUAUAAAUUUUA